Molecule: messenger RNA, 939 nt
Organism: Symbiodinium natans
Lineage: Eukaryota; Dinophyceae; Suessiales; Symbiodiniaceae
Source: the annotation of a GenBank genome assembly
AUGGCUGCCGACACGCACUCGAAACGACUGUGUCUCGGUGGCACCAUGGCUACGGUGGAGGUCAGUUUGCUGAGUGGCAGGUCGGUGCGUUUGGAGGCCAACCUGGCGGUGACUGUCGGUGCGUUCCGGGAUCGCUCCCGGCACGCGUUGGCAGCUGAGCGGGGUCGCCUUCUUUUUCAAGGCAGUUAUUUGAUGUCCGCACAUACACUGGCCGAAGCCGGCAUCAGCGAUGGCUCCCAGCUGCAACUGGUGGCUAUGCCAAUUGCACUGCAAUGUACCGACGAAGCCUUCGCUGCCAUCUUGGCCGACGGUUCCGUCGUGACUUUCGGCCGUGAUUAUUUUGGUGGGGACAGACCAGACGACACUUCAGCUCCAGGUUCGGCCGGCGGCAGGUACUUUUUCUUGGUUCGGGAGCGGGCCGAUGCAAGAAUACCAGCCUCGACCAUGGCCUUCGAGCACACCUUCACAGAGCGGCUCCCCCAGUUCGGAGCCACCCUGGAGCAGAAUGCCGAGAGGUCGGCCAAGAUGGCGGCAUGGUCCAAAGGGAUCCAUGUGGCGGAUCCCGCAGGAACCAUGAAGCAGAUGUUCGAGACAUUCAUCGGCAAGAGGCUGCUGCAGCAUGAGGUGGAUGAGAAGGGCACGAGCCAACAGGAGCAGGCUAAGGAGUCCGACUCCAGCUCAUCGUCCUCCAGUGCCUCAAAGAGGAAGCAGCGGAAGCAAAAGAAGAAGGAGAAGAAGAAGAAGGCCAAGAAGGGAAAGAAGGCCAAGGAUAAGAAAACUCCGAAAGGCAGCGACAAGAAGGACACGGCAGAGUUCAAGGCGCGGCUGAAGCGAGAACGGCAGGUGGGAGAUGCAGAGGCGGCGUUGGACCCAAAGUAUGCCAAGAUCAUCGACCGCUUUCGGCAGAAUGUCAACCCCUUGCUGAAGAAAGCCACCUAG